AAAUUGCUGAAUGACGCGUUUUGCGCGUUGCAGUUCCAGAAGCCACAGGAGCAAUAUCCUCCAUUCCGCUUCGGCACGGUGCCCAACGGCAGCACGGAGCGCAACAUCCGCAGCAACUACCCCGAGAUGCACUCACACAUGGUCAAGUACAAUCAGAAGGGGGUCGAGGAUGCCCUCAACAGCCUCAAGACCGGGAAGCUAGACGCCUUCAUCUACGACGCUGCCGUGCUCAACUACAUGGCGGGAAAAGACGAGGGCUGUAAACUGGUCACCAUCGGCAGCGGCAAAGUCUUCGCCACCACUGGCUAUGGCAUCGCCUUGCAGAAGGACUCGCGAUGGAAGAGGCCCAUCGACCUGGCCCUGCUGCAGUUCCUCGCUGACGGUAAUGGCAAUAUUUCUCAUGCUUGACCAAUCU
Messenger RNA from Hippocampus comes (tiger tail seahorse), 415 nucleotides. RefSeq names its product glutamate receptor ionotropic, NMDA 2C-like. The record is from RefSeq and is a predicted model, not a curated record. The annotation marks the transcript as partial. Gene Ontology annotation, molecular function: ligand-gated monoatomic ion channel activity. The transcript has 2 exons. Gene Ontology annotation, cellular component: membrane. Lineage: Eukaryota; Metazoa; Chordata; Actinopteri; Syngnathiformes; Syngnathidae.